AUUGGAGAAAAACUGGCCAACUGCAUGUUUUUGGAAACCUCAGGCAAUGGACACGAGGAAAAAAUCCACACAGAAAAGCGCUCAGUUGAGUACUUGCAGUGGGGCAACAGUGCUAUUCACUGCACCACCCCUAUAGUUAUUCCAGCACCCUGCAAUUUCCCCAGGACAAACUAACCCAUGCAUACACCAGCUCACUUCAUCUUGGAUAUGCAGUAAUUAUUAUUCGUGGUUUCAUUGCCAGCCUAUACAUUUGAGCUGCUGUAAAAGUGAACAUUAAAGACCACAUUUAUCUAUCUGACACUGUGGUCUUCAGGUUUUCACAGACUUUUCAUUUUGGUUCAAAGUCCAAGUUUUAGUGCAUUACAGAAAUUACAUUUGAGUCUUUUAAAAAGUAGUACAAUUCCUUAAAAAAUAUUUUAAACAAAAAAACAGAAGACCUAAAUGAAAGCCACAAAUGGCAUUUUUCAUCUCCUCCUUUUUUUGGAGAAGCAGGAAAUGAUAGUGCAUUCAGUCUUAGUGUUUGCAUAAAGCCAAUCACUCACAUAUCUGAGACAACCAGACCUACAGCUGAACAGGAUCUGCAACAUGGGACAAGGGGAGCCAGUGACGACGAACGAAUACAGUGACUAUUAUUUACAAAAUAGUGAGUUCACUGAACAGUGUAACAACUCCAGUGUUCGGGAGUUUGGCCGCAUCUUCCUCCCCACCCUCUACAGUCUGGUCUUCAUCGUGGGCCUCCUGGGAAACGGACUGGUGGCUUAUGUGCUGUUGGCGUACCAGAGGAAGACCAUGACCAUGACCGAUUUGUGUCUGCUUCAGUUGGCCGUGUCUGACCUGCUCUUCAUCAUUUCUCUGCCCUUCUGGUCCCACUAUGCGGCGGCAAGAAAUUGGCCCUUUGGGGAAUUCCUGUGCAAAACUGUGACUGGUCUGUACCUGCUGGGCUUCUAUGGCAGCAUCUUCUUCAUGGUGCUGAUGAGCAUGGAUCGCUACGUGGUCAUCGUCCAUGCUGUCACCACUGCCAGACACAGAUCCAUGCGUGUGGGUAUGGCCCUGUGUGGAGUGAUCUGGCUCAUCAGUUUCUGCGCGUCUCUCCCAACCUUCUUGUUCACACAAGUGAAAAAUGAGUCUGAUUCUUUCACCUGUAAGGUAGAGUUUCCAGAGGGCAGCUCAUGGAAGCAGUUCACAUAUUUUCAAAUGAACCUGUUAGGGUUAUUGCUUCCUCUCUGUAUUAUGAUGUACUGUUACUCCAGAAUAAUCCCCACUUUAGUCAACCUCAGAUCUGUCCAAAGGCACAAAGCCAUCAGACUAAUUUUAAUUAUCAUCAUUUUGUUCUUCCUCUUCUGGACUCCAUACAAUGUCACCAUAUUCCUGCGUGCUCUGCAUACCUUAGGCUACUUCAGUGAAUGUGAUUCCAUCAGGAAUUUAGAUUUUUCUCUGCAAUGUACUGAGGCUAUUGCAUUCACUCACUGCUGUUUGAAUCCAGUAAUCUAUGCUUUGGUGGGCCAGAAGUUUCAGCGAAUGGUCAUCAAGUUGCUUCAGAAAUGGCUGUCACUUUUCUCAUGUAAUUUCUAUAAUUCUUCUACUGCAGAGUUGUAUGAGAGAAGGGGUUCAACCUUCUCUAGAUCUUCUGAGAUGACCUCUGCUCGGUUUCUGUAAGUGUAAAUCUCAUAAAAAACAAAAAUGCCAAGUUACUCAAAAGUAUUGAUAUCAAAAUGACGCCAAGUUACGAUACUACAAACAAUAUAGGCUAUCUUGCCUCACAGAAAUUACAUAAGAUGUAUUUCAAAGCAAUGCUACCCAAUAUUUCCUCAAUUCCUUCAAGUCUACAAUAGCCUAUAUUGUUUGUAGUAUCGUAACUUGGCGUCAUUUUGAUAUCAAUACUUUUGAGUAACUUGGCAUUUUUGUACGUUGAAAACGUGUUUUUUAUGAGAUACCAUUUCUUUUUGCAAAGCGUUUUAUUAGGAGAGUGAGAAAUGCGAAGUGACCCUGUAAGAAACGGUUGCAGAUUAUGGCUAUCCUUGUGUGAAUUUGUACAGUCUGCUGAGCGUGUACUGUUUAGCAGUUUCGGUUUGCUAUAUAGGCCUAUGUAAAACAGUGGCUGUGACAAAGGGUGCGGUGGUGUAUAAGUGUAUAAACGCAUCAUAGCGCAGGUGAAAUAUGGUCAGUGUAUGUACUCACGGAUUUGACGGCCAUCCAACGAGCCUUGAUUGACAAAAGAAUCAGCAAGUCUGUAGAAUUACAGCUCCCUAGGUUGCAACUUGUGUAUCCUUCAGUCCUGCUCCGUUGUCUGUUAUUUCGUGGAGAUGCACAUUUAGUGAUUGUAAGGUUUAUAAGGCAUUUUGAUAGGCUUAUCUGCAGGUGGGAAUCCUCUUCGCUGUUUUGAUGAAAUGAUGAAAUUGCGUAGUUGAAACAAUAUGUUUUUAGCAGAAUGGGCAUGUAGGUGAAGGUUGACAUGAUCACAAAGUAUAAUGCGAAGUAAAUGGAGUGACCAUGAGCGAGCUUAUUUUCCUUAUCGAACGGUAUAUAUAACAGUCGCUAUAAAGUACUAGCUAUUAAAGUGGAUGUCUAAGUAACGUGUGAAAUCUAUUGCACCGACGUGUUUUUCUCAUGUUCAGUACUAGUAGUUAUAAUUAUGAGUGAAUCAUGAUUUUAAAUGUAAUGUUUUAUUGGAGUUGCAGGACUUACAUACGUAGUAAUUGUUUGUAUGUGGCUAGAUGGAGAACAGGGCGAGGUAACCUGAAUGUAGAAACGUGGCGUUUGCUGAUAAGAAGGUUUUGUACGGUAGCCAAGUGAAGAAAUAUAGUUAGUAGAAAUGGCACAGCGGUGAACUGGUGUAACUUUUUAAUAAAAUGAAUACAUUUGCCGUCAUGAAAUGCAUAUGGGUGGCCGUGAGUGAGUUUUGGUAAAGCAAAUAUAAUAUAAGCGUAAGAAAACGUUAUUAUCUGCCUGAGGGCGAGGCGAGAUUCAAGCCUUCAACCGGAGGUUUACCAGUCUGUGACUUUGUUAGGGCAGCACCAUGACAUAGCUAUGCAAUGCGUGGAAUAUCAUUAGCAAACCUGUCAGUUUAAAGAAGAACACAGGCCAGUAAGCACAGAAGAGCUCCCGUUGAAUCCAUAUGGCUUUGCAAUAUUGUAGCCAGUUAAUAAUUGAACGUGCAGACGGUACGUCAUAAUGCAGUGUAUACGUUCGGUGAAUGGCGGGUAGCAAAAGCAAGAAUUGAGAAGUAGUAGACAAUUAUUAGUGAGGGUAAAAGCAGGUUAAAGAAACAUGCUCCUAGCUGGGCUUGAACCUACAACCCUGUGUUCCCAAGACUGUAACCUUGCCCACUAAGCCACAGGCAGAUUAACUGUUUGUACUGAAAAUGUUUCAGAGUAAAAAGGUAUGGGCAUUUUGCGUGUGUAUGCGAGUUUUUGAUUGGCUCGUGUAGGUGAAGAUAUGGCUGGUGUCGGUAAAAUGUCCAAUGGGGAGACAUGUUAUUAGUGGGAUAGGCGGCAGGAAAAAUAAGAAUGAGAAGAAGAAGAAGAAGAAGAAGAAGGAGAAAACGCAAAAUCCCCUUAGUUUGGGGGAAGUUGUGUGAAGUUGUUUAUGAAAUCUGUCUGUUGAAAUGGGGUCAGAAUGUACAGAAUUUAAUUAAAGGGCUGAGUGUC
Anguilla rostrata (American eel) is the source of this 3647-nucleotide messenger RNA. Its product is annotated as C-C chemokine receptor type 4-like. Lineage: Eukaryota; Metazoa; Chordata; Actinopteri; Anguilliformes; Anguillidae. Gene Ontology annotation, biological process: immune response; G protein-coupled receptor signaling pathway; positive regulation of cytosolic calcium ion concentration. Gene Ontology annotation, molecular function: C-C chemokine binding; C-C chemokine receptor activity. The transcript has 2 exons. Gene Ontology annotation, cellular component: external side of plasma membrane; membrane. The record is from RefSeq and is a predicted model, not a curated record. Bases 586 to 1656 code for a protein of 356 amino acids.